Suncus etruscus (white-toothed pygmy shrew) is the source of this 957-nucleotide messenger RNA. Its product is annotated as olfactory receptor 6C2-like. The record is from RefSeq and is a predicted model, not a curated record. The transcript has 2 exons. Gene Ontology annotation, biological process: G protein-coupled receptor signaling pathway. Bases 1 to 957 code for a protein of 318 amino acids. NCBI's taxonomy places the organism in Eukaryota, Metazoa, Chordata, Mammalia, Eulipotyphla, Soricidae. Gene Ontology annotation, molecular function: olfactory receptor activity; G protein-coupled receptor activity. Gene Ontology annotation, cellular component: membrane.
AUGAGAAACCACACAAGAGUAACCAGGUUCAUCCUACUAGGAUUAACUGAUGAUCCACAGCUUCAAGUUUUGAUAUUCAUUUUCCUGCUUGUCACUUACCUGUUGAGUGUAACUGGAAACUUAACCAUCAUUACCCUCACCACUUUUAAUUCUCAGAUGAAAUCUGCUAUGUACUUUUUCCUCCAAAAUUUUUCCAUCUUAGAGAUCUCAUUCACUACAGCCUGCAUUCCUCGAUUCCUUUAUAGUUUGUCUACUGGAGACAGAACUAUUACUUACAAUGAUUGUAUUGGACAACUUUUUUUUGCUAUCUAUCUGGGAAUCAUUGAAUUUUUUCUCCUAGCUAUCAUGUCCUAUGACCGCUAUGUAGCGAUCUGCAAACCUUUGCAUUAUGUUACCAUCAUGAGCAACAGAGUCUGCAGGAGAUUUGUUCUCUGCUGUUGGGUUGGAGGUUUAUUAAUCAUACUUCCUCCUUUUAGCAUCUUUUUAAACUUAGAGUUCUGUGACUCAAAUGUCAUUGACCAUUUCCUUUGUGAUGCAUCUCCUCUUCUCAAGAUCUCUUGCACAGACACAUGGAUCAUGGAACAGAUGGUUUUAGCUUGUGCUUUGAUGACCUUAACCAUAACUCUCAUGUGUGUACUUCUUCCCUAUAUAUAUAUCAUCAAGACAAUCCUAAAAUUUCCUUCUGUUAAGCAAAGGCAAAAGGCUUUUUCUACCUGUUCUUCCCAUAUGAUUGUUGUCUCCAUUACUUAUGGAGGCUGCCUCUUUGUUUAUGCAAAUCCUUCAGCUAAAGAUGAAGUGGCGAUUAACAAGGGAGUGGCAAUGCUCACAACUUCCAUAGCCCCUAUGCUAAACCCAUUUAUCUAUACCCUCAGAAACAAGCAAGCAAAACAAGCAUUUAGUGACUCGAUAAAAAAUUGCACCAUACUCAGCUUGCAUCAUGAAAAUGUCCAGAUAUAA